CCCCAAGUCGCAAGCAAGACCCAAGAGAUCCAAAUUCUAGAUGCCGAACCCGCAGGUGUUUUUCGACAUGACCGUUGGUGGUGCCCCCGCUGGCCGUAUCACGUUCGAGCUGUUCGCCGACAAGGUGCCGAAGACGGCUGAGAACUUCCGCGCUCUUUGCACAGGCGAGAAGGGCGUGGGCCGUUCGGGCAAGCCCCUGCACUUCAAGGGCAGCUCUUUCCACCGUGUGAUCCCCAACUUUAUGUGCCAGGGCGGCGACUUCACGCGUGGUAACGGCACGGGCGGUGAGUCCAUCUACGGCGAGAAGUUCCCAGACGAGAACUUCUUGCUCAAGCACAAGGGUGAGGGCAUCUUGUCCAUGGCCAACGCCGGUCCCAACACGAACGGCUCGCAGUUCUUUAUCUGCACGGUUGAGACCUCGUGGCUGGACGGCAAACACGUCGUAUUCGGCCGUGUCGUGGACGGCAUGGACGUGGUCAAGAACAUUGAGUCUGUGGGCUCGCAGUCGGGCCAGACCAAGAAGCCCGUGGUCGUUGCCAACUGUGGCGAGCUGUAAGCGGCUCUUGCCGUAAUACAAUUCGCAUCGAGUGGCCUGAUCGAUUGCUGAGUGACAACAACGCCAGCAUCUGCCAAUUGCAGACGCCGCUCGCUCCACAUCAGUAAUUAAACGGAUUCUCCUCCCU
Molecule: messenger RNA, 683 nt
Organism: Phytophthora infestans T30-4
Lineage: Eukaryota; Oomycota; Peronosporomycetes; Peronosporales; Peronosporaceae
Product: peptidyl-prolyl cis-trans isomerase
Exons: 1
Coding region: 41-556 (171 amino acids)
Biological process (GO): protein folding; protein peptidyl-prolyl isomerization
Molecular function (GO): peptidyl-prolyl cis-trans isomerase activity
Source: RefSeq, a predicted model, not a curated record